Lachnellula hyalina is the source of this 1524-nucleotide messenger RNA. Its product is annotated as Cytochrome P450 monooxygenase. The record is from RefSeq and is a predicted model, not a curated record. Lineage: Eukaryota; Fungi; Ascomycota; Leotiomycetes; Helotiales; Lachnaceae. Bases 1 to 1524 code for a protein of 507 amino acids. Gene Ontology annotation, molecular function: iron ion binding; heme binding; oxidoreductase activity, acting on paired donors, with incorporation or reduction of molecular oxygen. The transcript has 5 exons.
AUGAGCCAGAUGGGAAAGCGACGGCCUGGUAUGCCUCCAGGGCCUCCCACUAUACCCUUUUUGGGAAACGCACUACAAAUACCGGCUGUAGGCUUCUACAAAAAGAUGAAAGAAUGGUCUGGGGUAUAUGGAAAGAUAUACUCACUGACUAUUGGCUCUACGAAUAUCAUUGUUCUGUGCGAUCGGAAAGCUGUCCGGGAUUUAAUUGAUAAAAAGUCGGCAAUCUAUUCGGACAGGCCUGCCGACUACGUUGGUUCAUUACUUACCGGAGGUGACCACACUCUUAUCGAUGACUAUAAUGGCAUAUGGCGAGAGAAGCGGAAGCAAAUGGCUCUGCAUUUUUCCCCGAAAAAGUGCGACGAGAAGCAUUCUAUCAUCCAAGAGGCAGAGGCAAAAUGCUUGUUGUUGGGCUUUCUUGAAGAUCCAGAACACUUCUUAGACCAUGUUAAACGUACCACUGCAUCCAUUGCCAGCAUUAUCACCUACGGGAGACGCGCUCCCACCAUUGACCAUCAGUAUGCGACGCAAGUAUUCGACAUCAUGCAAGAAUGGACCUCUGCCAUGGGACCCGGAGCAAACCCUCCAGUGGACGUUUUCACUUGGUUAAAGCUGUGGCCAACCUUCCUUGCACCAUGGAAGCAACGAGCUUACAGAGUCAAUGCGAAGAUGGAUGAGACGUGGAGCCGGACUCUGAAUGAUGUGCGGAAGAGACGUGCGAAUGGGGAUACGCGUGAUUGUAUGGCAGACUCAAUACUAGACGAGGUCGAGAAGAAUCCUGAUUACAUUCUGGGCGAACAUUCGAUUCAAAAUCUGCUCGGCGAGAUGAUUGAAGGCGGCGCAGAUACAACAACUGCACAGCUCUCGACGUUUCUCGUGGCAAUGGUGACCUAUCCCCGUGUGAUGGAAAAAGCGCAAGCCAUGAUCGACGAAAAGAUUGGCUCUGAUCGUUCACCGACUUGGAAAGACUUUGACAGUCUUCCAUACAUUAAUGCCAUAGUGAAGGAAGGAUUGAGAUGGAGACCUGUUACUAGUGUCGGGUUUGCACACAAGAUCCGAGAAGAUGACACUUACGAAGGCAUGCUUAUCCCCAAAGACUCAACAGUCUUUGUUGCUGUUUGGGCGCUGAACCAUGAAAGUGACCAUUUUGCAAAUGAGGAUCAGUAUUGGCCAGAGCGUUAUGAUGGAUUUUCUGAGCUAGCCAAUUCUUACUCUGGAAGCGGAGAUUAUGAAGGAAGAGAUCACUACACCUACGGCGCCGGUCGUCGAAUUUGCCCAGGUAUCCAUCUCGCAGAGCGUAACCAAUGGCGUUCUAUCGCCAAGAUUCUCUGGGGUUUCAAAAUUUCUAGAGCGAUAGAUCCAGUCACAGGACAAGAGAUUCCCAUUGACGUUAAUGCAUAUAAAGAAGGCUUAGCACAAGCACCAUUGCCAUUCAAAGUCCGCAUAGAGCCCCGGAGCGCGGCUCACGCCAAUACCAUUCGUCGCGAAUGGAAAGAGGCAAAGAAUAUUUUGGACAAAUAUGACUGA